AUGACCGUUCGCACGUGCCUGCCUCGUGGCCGUCCACUGCGAUGCGUGCAUCCACUACGACGCAAAAUCCUGGCGGAAAGGCGACCGAGAGCUGCGCCGAAAUAUCUGAUUGACAAGCUGGAAGCCACGCAGCAAGCAUACCGCGACCUUCAGAAGGCGCUGGAAGACCCUGGCCUUGCGAACAACCCGACUGAGAUGAUUCGUCUCAGUAGGGCGGCAUCAGAGAUGGAGAAGACAGUGCAGGCAUACAACCGCUACAAGGAGAUAGAGCAGGGGAUUUCCGAUGCGAAAGAAAUGCUCAACGAGGAGACGGAUGCGGAGAUGCGAGAGCUGGCCCGUGUGGAGCUUGAUGAGCUUCAGGAGGCUGAGCCGGCAUUGGUGGACCAACUCAAGUUCUUACUGCUGCCAUCAGAUCCGCUCGAUGAACGCAACGUGAUGCUUGAGAUACGUGCUGGCACGGGUGGCGACGAGGCGGCGCUUUGGGCAGCAGAUCUCACACGAAUGUAUCAGAAGUACGCCGACUCGCAAGGCUGGUCGGUCGCGCUCGUGAGCUUCGCCGACGCGGAGGCGGGGGGUUACAAGGAGGUGGUUCUGGAGAUCAAUGGCGAGGCAGUGUACUCGAAAUUGAAGUUUGAGGCUGGAGUGCACCGCGUACAGCGUGUGCCCGCCACGGAGUCGUCGGGGCGAGUGCACACGUCGACAGCGACGGUCGCCAUCAUGGCAGAGGUGGACGAAGUGCAGGUGCAAAUCGAUGCGAAGGACCUGGAAAUUCACGCGGCCCGCGCAUCAGGCGCGGGAGGACAAAACGUGAACAAGGUGGAAACUGCGAUCGACCUGACGCACAAGCCGACUGGGAUUCGCAUUUUCUGUCAGGAGGGGCGCAGUCAGGCGGCGAACCGCGAGAAGGCGUUGAAGUUGUUGCGCAUGAGGUUGUUCGAAGCAGAGGUGCAGAAGCAGCGCGAGGAGGUUGCACGACGGCGCCAGAGCCAGGUGGGCUCUGGCGGGCGCAGUGAGAAGAUCAAGACGUACAAUUACAAGGACUCUCGCGUGUCUGACCAUCGCUGCAAAGAAAACUUCGACCUCAACGGGGUUCUGGAUGGACAGCUGGAGCCCGUCCUUCAAGCGAUGAUCACUUUGGACCAGCAGGAACGCCUGCAGGAACUCGCAGAUGAACUGGAGCAGCGUGUGUGA
This is a messenger RNA of Pedinophyceae sp. YPF-701, 1191 nucleotides long. The record is from the annotation of a GenBank genome assembly. Lineage: Eukaryota; Viridiplantae; Chlorophyta; Pedinophyceae.